Molecule: messenger RNA, 4376 nt
Organism: Hyla sarda
Lineage: Eukaryota; Metazoa; Chordata; Amphibia; Anura; Hylidae
Product: oocyte zinc finger protein XlCOF7.1-like
Exons: 6
Coding region: 150-2036 (628 amino acids)
Biological process (GO): regulation of transcription by RNA polymerase II
Molecular function (GO): DNA-binding transcription factor activity; RNA polymerase II cis-regulatory region sequence-specific DNA binding
Source: RefSeq, a predicted model, not a curated record
CUCCUCCUCCAUGUGACUGAUCACAUGACGGUGACAUCAUCGCAGGUCCUGUAAGUACACGGCUCCUCUACAGAUACAGGUUUCUCCAAUCCAGGAUCCUCUGCUGAUAUCUUCUAUAUAAGAGAAUUCUCCUGGAUGACCCAUCAACCAUGGAGAGAGACAGAAACAAGAUGGCCGACAGGAUCAUAAACCUCACCCUACAGAUACUCUUCCGGCUUACUGGAGAGGAUUACACAGUAGUGAAGAAGUCCUCUAGUGGGCGCUGUCGGGCCCCUGUGUGUGAAGGAUGGGGAAGAACCCUGAGCCCAAUCCCGGGGCCCCCACCUCACUCCCUGAUACAUGAGGAAAUGGAUGAACAGAAGAUCCUAGAACUCAUCAACAAGAUGAUGGAGCUGCUGACUGGAGAGGGUGAAGAUCUGAACAAUAUUAAAGCUCCAGAGACAGAUGUGAGCGGUGAUGAGCAGUAUAAAGAGUACAUUCCUACAGGAAAAGAUCUGAACUAUAUUAAUGCUUUAAACAUAAUAGUAAAAGAAGAAGAAGAGACAGAUGUGAGAGGUGAUGAGCAGUAUAAGGAGGACAUUCCCACAGGGAAAGAUCUGAUAUAUCAUAAUACUACAGACAUAAAGGAAGAAGAAGAGACAGAUGUGAGCAGUGAUGAGCAGUAUAAGGAGGACAUUCCUACAGGUACCUGCACAGAUUCUUGUAGCAGGAGAUCAGAGGAGAAUCUUAUAUCUUCAGAUUAUAAAGCAGAUGAUGAUAUCACACAAGAUACAUAUGAAGAACAUUCCAUUAUCCCAGAUACACCCUCAGCCCUUCACAGCCAAGAUCUGUCAUCUCAUCCUUAUAUACAGGUCCUGUCUUCUCAUUCAUCACAGGAUGUUCAGCAAAAUAAAGGUCACAGAAGGGGUGUUGGACAUGAAAGAGAUCAUACAGGAAAUAAAUCAUAUUCAUGCUCAGAAUGUGGGAAAUGUUUUUCUUUUAAAUCAGGUCUUGUUCAACAUCAAAGAAUUCACACAGGAGAGAAGCCAUUUUCAUGUUCAGUAUGUGGGAAAUGUUUUACUCAGAAAUCAGACCUUGUUGUACAUCAAAGAACUCACACAGGGGAGAAGCCAUAUUCAUGUUCAGAAUGUGGGAAAUGUUUUACUUUUAAAUCAGGUCUUGUUGUACAUCAGAGAACUCACAAAGGAGAGAAACCAUAUUCAUGUUCAGAAUGUGGGAGAUGUUUUGCCCAGAAAUCAGAUCUUGUUAAACAUCAAAGAACUCACACAAGAGAGAAGCCAUUUUCAUGUGCAGAAUGUGAGAAAUGUUUUACUGAUAAAUCAUAUCUUGUCCAACAUAAAAGAAUGCACACAGGGGAGAAGCCAUUUUCAUGUUUACAAUGUGGGAAAUGUUUUACUCGGAAAUUAAAACUUGUUAGACAUCAAAGAACUCACACAGCAGAGAAGCCAUUUUCAUGUGCAGAAUGUGAGAAAUGUUUUACUCGGAAAUCAGCCCUUGUUAGACAUCAAAUAUCUCACACAGGAGGAAAACCAUUUUCAUGCUCGGAAUGUUGGAAAUGUUUUGCUCAGAAAGCAAUUCUUGUUCGACAUCAAAGAAUUCACACAGGAGAGAAGCCAUUUUUAUGUUCAGAGUGUGGAAAAUGUUUUACUAAUAAAUCAGAACUUGUUUAUCACCAAAGAACUCACACAGGAGAGAAGCCAUUUUUAUGUUCAGAGUGUGGAAAAUGUUUUACUUAUAAAUCACAAGUUGUUAAUCAUCAAAGAACUCACACAGGAGAGAAACCAUUUUCAUGUGCAGAAUGUGAGAAAUGUUUUACUCGGAAAUCAGCCCUUGUUAGACAUCAAAUGACUCACACGGGAGAAAAACUAUUUUCAUGCUCAGAAUGUGGGAAAUGUUUCACUCACAAAUCAGACCUUGUUGUACAUCGAAAAACUCACAAAGGAGAGAAGCCAUUUUCAUGUUCUAAAUGUAGGAAAUGUUUUACUCAGCAAUCACAUCUUCUUAAACAUAAAAGAACUCACACAUCUAUAUAUUAACCAUGUACAUAGGAUAGUUAACAGUAAUACAUACUUAUAUAUAUUUAUACAAUAUAUGCUUAAUCUGCUAAAAAAAUGAAGUGAACACUAAGAUAACACAUCGUAGAUCUGAAUGAAUGAACUAAUCGUAUGAAAUACUUUCCUCUUUACAUAGUUGAAUGCGCUGACAACAAAAUCACACAAAAAUUAUCAAUGGAAAUCAAAUGUAUCAACCCAUGGAGAUCUGGAUAUGGAGUCACACUCAAAAUAAAGGGGAAAACCCCACUACAGGCUGAUCCAACUUUAUGUAAUGUCCUUAAAACAAGUCACAAAGAGGCUCAGUAGUGUGUGUGGCCUCCACGUGCCCGUAUGACCUCCCUACAACGCCUGGGCAUGAUCCUGAUGAGGAGGAGGAUGGUCUCCUGAGGGAUGUCCUCCCAGACCUGGACUAAAGCAUCCGCCAACUUCUGGACAGUCUGUGGUGGAUGAGACAUGAUGUCCCAGAUGUGCUCAAUCGGAUUCAGGGGAACGGGCGGCCAGUCCAUAGCAUCAAUGCCUUCCUCUUGUAGGAACUGCUGACACACUCCAGCCACAUGAGGUCUAGCAUUGUCUUGUAUUAGGAGGAACCCAGGGCCAACCGCACCAGCAUAUGGUCUCACAAGGGGUCUGAGGAUCUCAUCUCCGUACCUAAUGGCAGUCAGGCUACCUCUGGCAAGCACAUGGAGGGCUGUGUGACCCCCAAAGAAAUGCCACCCCACACCAUUACUAACCGACCGCCAAACCGGUCAUGCUGGAGGAUGUUGAAGGCAGCAGAACGUUCUUCACGGCGUCUCCAGACUCUGUCACGUCUGUCACAUGUGCUCAGUGUGAACCUGCUUUCAUCUGUGAAGAGCACAGGACACCAGUGGUGAAUUUGCCAAUCUUGUGUUCUCUGGCAAAUGUCAAAUGUCCUGCACGGUUUUGGGCUGUAAGCACAACCCCCGCCUUCAUACCACCCUCAUAGAAUCUGGUUCUGACUGUUUGAGUGGACACAUGCACAUUUGUGGCCUGCUGGAGGACAUUUUGCAGGGCUCUGGCAGUUCUCCUCCUCGCACAAAGGCGGAGGUAGCGGUCCUGCUGCUGGGUUGUUGCCCUCCUACUGCCUCCUCCACGUCUCCUGAUGUACUGGCCUGUCCCCUGGUAGCGCCUCCAUGCUCUGGACACUACGCUGACAGACACAGCAAACCUUCUUGUCACAGCUCGCAUUGAUGUGCCAUCCUGGAUGAGCUACACUACCUGAGCCACUUGUGUGGGUUGUACACUCCGUCUCAUGCUACCACUAGAGUGAAAGCACCGCCAGCAUUCAAAAGUGACCAAAACAUCAGCCAGGGAGCAUAGUAACUGAGAAAUGGUCUGUGGUCACCCCCUGCAGAACCACUCCUUUAUUGAGGGUGUCUUGCUAAUUGCCUAUAAUUUCCACAUGUUGUCUGUUCCAUGUGAAAUUGAUUGUCAAUCAGUGUUCUUCCUGAGUGGACAGUGGGAUUUCACACAAGUGUCAGUGACUUGGAGUUAUAUUGUGUUGUUUACGUGUUCCCUUUAUUAUUUUUGAGCAGUGUAUAUUACACAUUUGGCACGUGGCUGCGAUUUGUGAUGUCCUGUAUUAGCCGCAAGUCCCAGGUGUUGAUGGCCGCCGGGACCGUCGCAGGGUCACCACGUGGAGCCGGCGCAGGACGUAAAUAUACGUCCUGCGUCAUUAAGGAGUUAAAGUAAUAAAAUAAAACCUAUAUAAAUUAAGUAUCCUUGUAACCGUAUGGACCUACAGAAUAAUGAUAAGGUGUCAUUUUUACCGAAAUGUGCACUGCGUUGAAACGGAAGCCCCCAAAAGUUACAAAAUGGCGUUUUUUUUCUAGUUUCGCUGUAAAUUUUGUGGUAAAAUGAUUGAUAUCAUUACAAAGUACAAUUAGUGAUGCAAAAAAUAAGCCUCAUAUGGGUCUGUAGGUGCAAAAUUGAAAGCGGUACCAAUUGGCACCAAUAAAAACUACAGACCACGGCGCAAAGAAUGAGCCCUCAUACCUCCCCGUAUACAGAAAAAUAAAAAAGUUAUGGGGGUCAGAAAAUGAAAAUGACUAAAUCACUAAUUUUGGUGCAUGUAGUUAUAAUUUUUAGUAGUAAAAUAAAAUAAAACCUAUAUAAAUUGGGUAGCCUUGUGACUGUAUGGACCUACAGAAUAAAGAUAAGGUGUUAUUUUUACAGAACAGUGCACUGCGUAGAAAGGGAAGCCCCCCAAAAUUACAAAAUGGUGUUUAUUUUUUUUUCAAUUUUGUCCCACAAUUUUUUUUCAUGUUUCACUGCAGAUUUUGUGGUGAAAUGAUUGAUGUCAUU